Messenger RNA from Bemisia tabaci, 2112 nucleotides. The record is from RefSeq and is a predicted model, not a curated record. Lineage: Eukaryota; Metazoa; Arthropoda; Insecta; Hemiptera; Aleyrodidae.
GUUACACCCGAGAGGCCGCGGAAUUCACGAAGGCAAUGUCAAAGAUGGCCGAAUCUAGUGAUUUUUACUUCAUCGAUACACACUUAUACUUCAAGGCUCGAAAUGAGAAUCUAUCAGUACCUAAAAUAGGAGAACAUAUUUCACCGGGUGAGACAUCUCUGCUACGAUCGCUUGAGGUACCUCCACGCACAUUCUACCUCGAGAAAAUUUGUGCCAGAGAAUACACUCUCAACCCAAACUACGUAGCAAAGCUGAAAUGUCGUUAUUCUACUCGUGGGUCACCUCUCUUUGUUUUGAAUCCUUUGAAGGAGGAGGAACUGUUUUUAGAGCCAAAAGUGUCCAUUUACCGCCAGUUUCUCACCGACUCGGAAGUGAAUCUGAUUAUAGAUAAAGCACAUGGACGGAUGCAUUAUUCGGGCGUCCGUGUAAAUCCAUCAGAAACCGGUCAUCAGACCGUCUACAGAACCAGCAAAACAUUUUUCAUUAUGGAAAAUAAGACUGGUCUGGAUUAUCUGCUGCACCGGACGGACCAACUGGCCGGGCUCAGUGGCGAAACGGCUGAAGACCUGCAAGUGACGUACUACGAUGCCGGUGGUUUCUACACCUCCCAUUAUGAUGCGUUUCCGUUUGAUUUUGAGCUUCCAAACGGUAACCGAAUUGCAACAGUCUUGUUUUACCUAAAUAGCAAUCCAGUUGGUGGAGAAACGGCAUUUUACGUGCUCAAUGUACUUGUUGAACCGGAGAAAGGCAGCGCCUUAGUUUGGGAUAAUCUGUGGAGGAACGGAAGGAUACAUAUGUGGUCGGGACACGGUGCUUGCCCUGUGCUUCAUGGCCACAAAUGGAUUGCUACUCGAUGGUACCAUUUAAGAGGACAGAUGCUCAAACGGCCAUGCACAUUGAACGAAGAAGAGUGACAUCUCCGAUGUGCGUUAUUCAAUAAGACAACAGCACAAUCUUGAGGCUUGAAACAGCACGCAGAAUAUAGAUUCAGAAUCAACUCACGUUUAUGCAUGAGGUCGAUCGAUCCGCUAAAAUCAUUGAUUACUCGUACAUUGAUAGUCGAUGAAAAUGUAUCAGAAUGAAGAACGAAUAUCAUAAAAUUCGAUUGAAAAGAAGCUAUGAAGUCUGGAAGAAUGAUUUCAGACAUUAGCAUGAGAUAUAUUUCUACACAUGGUGAAUUUUGUUUUGUCAUAACUGGCAACGCAUGAACAGCGUUUACAGCACGCCCUCCCCUUUGAGUAUAUAUGAAUUUAUAAAAACCUUGACCAGCCAUAAACCAAUUCCUUCUUCAAAAAGUUUGUCAUGAUCGAAAAUGAUUUCAGCGUUUCUACAUUAAUUUUUAAACAGCUUGUUUUUAAGUACAAAAAUUAAGUUUAUUAACCCAUGUGAUUCUAUUUGUUAAUUUUUCGCGGGAAAAAUGGAUCUGAUAGAAAGACGAUUUUGUGCUUAGAAUAUAUCCAGUUCGACGAUUUUUUUUUCAGAUUUAUUCUGACUUGAGACACACUUUAAAGCGUAAAGAGGGAACCAAGGUAACCAAGAAACAUGCAGUUCUUUUUUGAUUUUCUGAAGACAUGGAAAAAGUGGAUUGGUCUCAUAUAGAAUUCCGCCAAUAUACCUACAACUCCCACAAGUAGCCCUUCACUCCCCGAAGAGCUCAGUUCGAUUUCUUUAGCCGUAUGUCUCGAAAGAGCUUGUUCAAUUGGAUCGCAUUUCGCAAAAAGGAACCAGCGCGAUCACAGUACUGAUAAAAUGUUGCUUUUUCAUAAGUUUCAAAAGAAAUCUCCCAGAAUAGCAAGUAGUUUUUUCUUCUCACCAAAGACCUGUUAAUUUUAAAUGAGGACAACUGUAUAAGUAUUAAAAGUCUACAUACAUUAGGUAUUUUUAUAGGCAUAGAAGAAGUUGCAUGAUUUUAAAAACACUGUAAUCCCACUGGUUCCUUUUUGCUGAAUGCGAUCCAAUUCAGAGUUGUCAUUUUAAAAUCUCAGCAAGACAAACAUCUUGACAUCUUGUACAUAAUUUCAAUAUUGUAAUUUAUACGUGGUGAAGUAUUUUUUUGGUUUCUUUAGUUCACAAAACCUGAUUAUGGUAAAAUAAACAAGUUUUUAACUUUUG